This is a messenger RNA of Dermatophagoides pteronyssinus (European house dust mite), 1658 nucleotides long. RefSeq lists its product as uncharacterized. Gene Ontology annotation, molecular function: FMN adenylyltransferase activity. Gene Ontology annotation, biological process: FAD biosynthetic process. Lineage: Eukaryota; Metazoa; Arthropoda; Arachnida; Sarcoptiformes; Pyroglyphidae. The record is from RefSeq and is a predicted model, not a curated record.
CGAUAAAACAAAUUGUAGAAAAACUUUGAAUCCAAUUCACAUACGUUAGAAGUAUGGCUUGAAAUCAUGUUUUUUAUUAUAGUAUUGUCAAUCCUAAUUAUAUUACAAUACAAUCAAAUAAUUUUCCACAUAUAACGAUAAAUUGGAAUUUUUGAAUUACAAUAAUAAAAAAAUUGGAUAAUAGCCGGCAAUAAAUAUUUAUGGAUGGCUAAACUCAAUCAAAUAUAAAUUGUCAAGCAAAGACCUGUCAUUUGUAUUCUUCCUAUCAUAUUAAUUUAGUUGUUUCCUCUGAAUGUCUGCGAAUCCAGUCAAUCCGUCGAAGACGAUGCCAUCGAAUAAAUUUAUUUCGAAUGCCGAAGCUCAAAAUGUGAAUGUAAAAUGUUUGACUGAUGUUCAAAUCUCUUCAGAAUAUCGAUUUUCCUUCUAUUUGGAACGAUCAAUGAUCGACACAUUUCAAUCAUUUCUUCAUGAUUUAUUCCAUCAAUUAUAUCAAAUGAACAUUGGAAAAUCUUCUAUUUCAUAUAAGUUCACAUUCAUCGAAUUUCUUGAUCAUUUUCGCAAAAUACCGUCGGAUUUACGAAAAUUAUAUGAAUUCGAUGAGGAAUUUAUUGGCAAUAAUUAUAAGAAAUAUUCUGACUUUAUUAAAUGUCAAUUCGCCUAUCAAAUUGAUUCGAAAAAUUCCAUUGAUGACGAUCAGGAUCGACAAAAAUUCGCCUGGAUUCAAGCUCAUGUACGUUAUCGAAUUCGUCAACUUUCGCUACGAUUGUCCCGGUUGAAUGAUAAUUUUCUCAAUUUUUUACCUUCGAUUCGAUUCGAUUUUCGUGAUUCAUAUCGUCGAUUAAAACAAUUAGCCGCUACCAACGCGAAAGUACAUAGUCUAUUCAAAUGUUGUCGCGAACAAAUUAAAAAAGUCGAUUCUGAUCCCAAAAGAUGGUGCCUUAGUUUUAAUGGCGGUAAGGAUUGCACCGUAUUGUUACACACGUUAGCUACUAUUUAUCAGGCUAAUCUCAACAACAAUCAAUCGGAGAAUUCAUUGAUAAAUUUAUUAUGGAUAAAAACAUCGGAACUUUUUCCCGAACAAGAACUCUACUUGAAACGUAUUCAAGCAUUCUAUGGUUGUCGAAUGAACAUUUAUCCGGGAGCUGAUUUAAAAUCUGCUCUAUAUGAUGUACAUAAAAAUCAAACGUUUGAAUUAAUUUUUAUGGGAUGUCGUAGAACCGAUUUUGAAGAAAAAAUUGGUCAAAAACUAACGACUGUACAACCCACCGAUAUGGGCUGGCCAGAAUUCAUUCGGAUUAAUCCGUUAUUGGAUUGGUCAUAUCAAGAUGUGUGGCAAUUUUUACUUAAUCUUCAAGUGCCUUAUUGUCCCCUAUAUGAUUAUGGAUAUACAUCGAUUGAUCGUCCGGAAAAUACACAUCCAAAUCCAGCCUUGUUGAUUCGACAUUUCAACGAUAGUUUGAAACAAAACUUUCAAAAAUCAAUCAAUGACAGAAAUGAAACAUCCGAGUUGUCAACAAGAAUUGGCCUUGACGAUGAUGAUAAAAACAAUCGUGAUGUUGAUGAAAUAUAUUUGCCUGCCUAUUUACUUCGUCGCGAUGAUAUGGAACGAAGUUGUCGCCAUUAAUUUUUGUCUUCCAUUAAAUAUUUUUUUUAUGAAU